UCCUUAGCAACGUGCUAGCCAGCUAGUGUGCUGCGUGCAGUGUUUAUGAGUAGUUUCAGAUAUGAUGAGCGGUAGGACGAGCGCGGUAAUUGCCGGGGUGUGUGGAGCACUUUUCAUCGCAUACUGUAUUUAUUUUGACAGAAAGCGACGGAGCGACCCUCGCUUCAAGGAAAAACUACGUGAACGUAGAAUAAAACAAAAUGUUUCUAGUGAGAAGUCUGGAGUAGCAAAGUUACCUGACAUGAAGGACGCGGAAGCUGUUCAGAAAUUCUUUCUGGAGGAAAUCCAGCUGGGAGAGGAGCUCUUGUCACAAGGUGAAUUCGAGCGAGGCGUGGACCACCUGACCAAUGCGAUUGCAGUAUGCGGUCAACCUCAGCAGCUGCUUCAAGUACUCCAGCAGACACUGCCGCCUCCAGUCUUCCAAAUGCUUCUCACCAAACUGCCCAGCAUCAGCCAGCGUAUUGUCAGCUCUUUAACAGAAGAUGACGUCGAAUGAAUGUGUGUGAUUGCGUGUGAGAUGGAUAUAUGCUGUCACUAUUCCAUAAAGGGAUUUCAGACUCUGAUAUUUGUGCACUGUUUGGUACGUGUGACUGAAGUUGUGAGCCUGAUUAUGACAGAGGCAGAGCUUGACCUUUGGACAUUUGAUGACGAUAAUCUCCCUCUAACAUGACACUCCAAGGUUAAAGAACUUCCUCAAGGUUACGUUUCUGAGAAAUAAAGUAAAAGUAGAAGUAAAACAUUCCAUCUUUCUAAUGCUAUUCCCACUGGAUCUCAUUCUAGCCAUAAUUUUAUUCUAUUUAUUUCCCUCAAAAGUAAUUGUGUUAUGUUUUGGGGGUUUUUGCUGAUAUGUACUAAAUUAAAAAAACAAAAGUAUGUAAACGAUUUGUUACAUAUUGCUGCGCAGUUGAUAAUGUGAAAUGUGUGUGAAAGUGUCUACACUAAACACAGUGCUUGUUUGUGGAAUAUUGUCAAGUUUUCUGAAAUUUCUUUUGCAAUGUUACUUAAAUGUUAUUUUUACAUUCCAGUCUUUCAUAUCUGGAUAUAUUUUUGUGUGUAAAAUCCUAAAAUAAAUAAUGAAAGCACA
Messenger RNA from Siniperca chuatsi (mandarin fish), 1084 nucleotides. RefSeq names its product translocase of outer mitochondrial membrane 20 (gene tomm20a). The transcript has 5 exons. The record is from RefSeq and is a predicted model, not a curated record. Bases 62 to 496 code for a protein of 144 amino acids. Gene Ontology annotation, molecular function: transmembrane protein transporter activity. NCBI's taxonomy places the organism in Eukaryota, Metazoa, Chordata, Actinopteri, Centrarchiformes, Sinipercidae. Gene Ontology annotation, cellular component: mitochondrial outer membrane translocase complex; mitochondrial outer membrane. Gene Ontology annotation, biological process: protein targeting; tRNA import into mitochondrion; protein import into mitochondrial matrix.